Molecule: messenger RNA, 1462 nt
Organism: Lytechinus variegatus (green sea urchin)
Lineage: Eukaryota; Metazoa; Echinodermata; Echinoidea; Temnopleuroida; Toxopneustidae
Product: ZP domain-containing protein-like
Exons: 7
Coding region: 203-1372 (389 amino acids)
Source: RefSeq, a predicted model, not a curated record
GCUGGGCUGACUGACCUACUUUACGUGAAGCCACGAGCUCGGUGCCCGGUAGAUGCACCUCACUGAUCGGCGAAUCUUUGGUUAACACCGUUACGUCAGAAAAGGGGAGAGGAUUCUGAAGACUUUGUCAGUAGUCCGUUCUAGAGAAGUUGAGGAGUAAACGGAAAGUCCCAUCUGGUUUCUUUGACAUUAUCUCACCAAAAUGGCCUUACGCAUGGUUGUUUCCCUUGCAUUCCUGACCAUCACAGGAAUCAAUGCCCAAGAACUGGACAAUGAAGGAAUCAUCCUUAAAUGCAAAGACACUCAGAUGAUCGUUGAAAUCCCAAGGUCAGUAUUGACUGUUUCAUCGGUAGGUCAGAACGUCCGUUUCGAGUACGAAGCAAACCCUGGCAAUUCAAACUGCUGGGGAGUGGACACAUCCAACGAGGCCAAUGAGAGAAUAAUCAAACUUACCACAGAGCUAAUCUCAUGCGGAACGAGGAGGACCGAAAGUGAUGACAAGCAGACGUACACCAACCGUGUCAUCAGCCGCCAUCUUGAGACUGAUGUCAUCAGCCGCCAGCACGCCAUUGAGAUCCCUGUAUCAUGCUCAUACAAUAGGACUAAACAUGUUGGUGGGAUCAGCUACCAGCUCACUGACUAUACCAUCGACACGUCUAUUCACGAGGAGGGCGCCUACACAUUUUCCUUCGAUAUCUACACAGAUCGCAACUACGAUGUGGUCGUGGACACCUACCCCAUCAUCAUUGGUCUCGAUGAAGAACUUUACUUCGCUGCAUCCGUGCUCUCUUUGGGUGGUACGCUCGACCUUUCCAUCCGCUCCUGCAGAGCAACACCAACAGCGGAUUACAACUCACGCGUUAAGUACGACUUCAUCGGCAAUGCCUGCUCACUUGACGGCGAUGACACCAUCAUCAACUAUCUUACAGACUCUCGCAUAGGAGUACAGAUCAAUACUUUCAGGUUCAUCGAUCAGGGAAAUACGGUUUAUAUCCACUGUAAUCUCCUGGUAUGCGAUUCCCGAAAUACUCCCUCCCUAUGCAAUAAACAGUGUGUCACAAGAAGGAGGAGAGAUGAGGAGAGCAGUGGACUAAAGACAAAGCGAUUCACAAGAGGACCUAUCCGAGUACGACACGCUGCACAGGAAAGCAAUUCCAGAAGAGACAUCAGCCAGAAUGAAGCUUCAAAACAGCAAGAAGUUACCAACGCUUCCAAACCACGGAUCGUGGUUGCUAUGGCAACCGUCGUCAUGGCAGUGGCCGCCUUGGUGGUAGUAGUCCUACGCAAAGUCAGCAACAUCUCUGCAGCCCCAAAGCGGGGUCACUGCAAAGAAGAAUCGGCUAGAUUUCUCGAUGAGAGCGAAGAAAUAUAAUUUCAGUAGUCCGGUACAUCCUUACGAUAUUGCAUGCAGACUAUUUUAGGGUAAGAGGUUGAAAAAUAAACGUUCGUUAACCUGAACAAU